AUGAAGACAGGCAGAGAAAGGCGAAGGAUUGUGGGCGCAGGGCUCCCCAGAACAGGGACAACCUCUCUGGCCGCCGCUUUGCGGAUAGUGGGAUACGAUGCUACUUUGCACGCUCAUCAAGGUAUGCUCGGGAGCCCGGAUGCCAAUGCAUCUAAACUAGAGGAAAUCACUGGGAUAUCGCUUCAAAAGUUGACUUUCUCAUACAUGGCGACCAUGGAUUCGCCACUAGGUGAUUUUUACGCAGAAUUGGCAGAACUGUAUCCGGAUAGCUUGGUUAUCCUCACCACCCGUGACACCGACGAGCAGUGGUGGACCUCCUGGAACAAUACCUUGGGUGUCUUCUAUGGAAAUGAUUGGAGAGGUCGAUUGCUGAGGGCGUUACUCUUGAUCAAUUGGAACGACGCGGCUCUGAACCAAAUGUGCUACAACUACGCCUCACUGUGGCGCUCAAAGUAUGAGGGGUAUGGUCCUCACAUCCAUAGACUUCGCGAGCUGGAAGUAAGGAGGUACAUUCCGACGGACAGGUUAUUGAUAUUCAAUGUGAAGGAGGGGUGGGCUCCUCUAUGCAAGUUCCUAGAGGUUGAGGUGCCUGCGCAGCCGUUUCCCUGGAUGUGA
This is a messenger RNA of Aspergillus novofumigatus IBT 16806, 615 nucleotides long. Its product is annotated as sulfotransferase family protein. NCBI's taxonomy places the organism in Eukaryota, Fungi, Ascomycota, Eurotiomycetes, Eurotiales, Aspergillaceae. The record is from RefSeq and is a predicted model, not a curated record. The transcript is spliced from 2 exons. The coding region runs from base 1 to 615 and encodes 204 amino acids.